AUGGCAGCCUCCUCUUCAACCCCAGAACCUCACAACUCCUAUCUCCUAAGAGCUUGCAAUUCAACCACAUACCCACAAAUUUGCUACAAGUCCCUCUUCUCCUACGCCUCCACAAUCAACUCAAACCCUCAGAAGCUCUGCAGCUACGCCCUCUCUGUCGCCCUUAAAGCCGCCCGCAACGCCUCCUCCACCGUGACGAAGCUGUCCAAGAGGAAUGGACUGACACACUCAGAGGCUUUGGUCGUCAAGGAUUGCAUAGAGAAUAUCAGGGACUCCAUUGACGAACUCAAGCAGUCCGUGAGUGCCAUGAGCAAUUUGGGGGGUGCGAAUAUGGAAUACCAGUUGGGUGACAUAAAGACUUGGGUCAGCGCUGCCCUAACAGACGAUGAUACUUGUAUGGAAGGGUUUGAUGAGGUGAAGGUGAGCUUGGAUGUGAAGAACGCCAUCAGUAAGAGCAUCGUCAAUAUUGCUAGAUUGGCUAGUAAUGCCCUGUCUCUCAUCAACAGCCUCAAUUAUUAGUACUGCAGCCCUAAUUUUAUAGUUUUCUGGCUGUUUAAGUGUAAUUAAAAAAUGGUGUAGUUUUGGAUUCUAAUAUGAUACGUAUUAUGCUAAGAGGUACUUUUGAGCUCUAUUUUGUUUUGUUUAUUUGGGUUUCUUUCAGAGUUUUGAUAAUGAGAUCCGUCGAUGUCGACCAAGAUCAUACAA
This is a messenger RNA of Rosa rugosa (rugosa rose), 705 nucleotides long. Its product is annotated as pectinesterase inhibitor 4-like. Gene Ontology annotation, molecular function: enzyme inhibitor activity. The coding region runs from base 1 to 519 and encodes 172 amino acids. The record is from RefSeq and is a predicted model, not a curated record. Gene Ontology annotation, biological process: negative regulation of catalytic activity. NCBI's taxonomy places the organism in Eukaryota, Viridiplantae, Streptophyta, Magnoliopsida, Rosales, Rosaceae. The transcript has a single exon.